AUGAAGAAGGAGCGCACGACUCCUGCGAAAAACAUUGUUGAUACUGGCAAAGAGUGCCCUUGCACACCCGCAAAGCUUAAGCAAGAGCUCCGGCGAAGCGCACGGAAGAGGAGGCGGGAAGAAAGGGCCAGGAGGAGGGAAAACUCUGGAAAAAAGAAGAAGAGGUCGAAAACUUCAAGUCCACACUUCGAUAUCAGGCCCGAGGAUGCUGUGGUGCUAAGCAAGAAAGGCAAGGGUUUGGCUGAAGGAGAGGGAGCUGCCCGGUUGAAAGAGGGUGCAAAGGUGGGCGUUAGUGAUGAAGAUACACCUGCGGAAGUCCCGACAGUUCGGAUUAAGGAUAAGCCCGAGGAGGCAGUAAUAAUUGGGUAUACUUCACCACCACACAAAAAGAAAAGAAAGCCUAUAGGUACCAAAAGGACCAAGAAAUCAAAACCGACGAGCCCGCACUUCGAAGCCGAGCCUGAAGCUCUUCCCGAGCCUAAAAGAGGAGCGAGGAAAGUAAGGGUCCAAAAAUCAAACUCAACAGAAACAGUGGCAAACACUGCCGACCAAACUGCAUUAAUAUCCAAGCCACGGGGAGCAGGGCCCAGACCCCCAAAAAGCGAAACAUCAGGAAUCAAGAAGGCCAAAAAGCCAAAAGCCACAAGCCCCCAUUUCGACACUCGGACCAAAGCCCCGCUCGAAAUAAUAACAGAAAACAUACCCCAAGAAACACGGGCUAAGAAAGUCAAGAAAUCGAAAUCGACAAGCCCUCGUUUCGAAACCAAGUCCGAACGUCCGCCCGUGACGAGGAAAACAAGGUCUAAAAAGUCGAAGUCGGCCAGCCCGCAUUUUGAUAUCAAGCCCGAAAAUGCGUCGGGGGAGAUACUGAUGAGCCAGAUUGAUGACCCGUCUAAGGCGAUUAUAGAUAGUGCCGAGCAGGAGCAGGCUUUGAUACCGAAGCCAAGGAGGACCCACUCAAGGGCAAAGGUUGUAUCAUAUAUAGAGCAGAGCAAAGAAGAUCCAGAAGGAAAGGAGAAAAAGAAGCGGAGAAAGCGGCAGUCUAGAGAGGAAACAGCGUCAGUAGAGGAACAAGAGCGAAAAGAAAGGAAGAAGACUGUUCGACGAGUUCAAGCCGGUAUAUCAACCGCAAUCUGGCCGCCGCUGAGCUCAGACAGAUUCGGCCUCAUCCAGGAAGAGCUCAAAGGAGACGCUUUCCAUCUAAUCGUAGGAACAACCUUUCUAAACCGAACCCGGGGGUCCGUCGCCAUUCCCCUACUCCGUCAAUUCCUCCGCGACUACCCCACACCACACGCCCUCUCCCUCGCCCCCCUCACCAAAAUCAGUACCUUCCUGCAGCCCCUCGGUCUCUACAACAUCCGCGCCACACGCCUUCACAACCUCGCCACAACCUGGCUCACUACCCCACCCAUCUUCGGCCAGGCCGCCAAAAAGGUCGUUGCUGGGAGAUCGCGCAUCUACCGGGCAGAUGAGUUUCGGAGGGCGGCGGGCGAGAGAGUGGAGGUUGGGCAGGAAGAGUGGAGGAGUGUGGUUCCAAUGGAUAAAGAAUUGAGGGUCUAUGUGAGGUGGAUGUGGGCGAAGGAGGGCGUGAGGUGGAAGGAGCCCGGCGAUAUACAGCAGACGGCUCUGAGUUCGCCGUUUUUUGAGAGGGUGGAGGAUGGUAAGGUGGUAAAGGUAGUGGAAGAGGGUGGGAUUUAG
Messenger RNA from Morchella sextelata, 1698 nucleotides. RefSeq lists its product as uncharacterized. NCBI's taxonomy places the organism in Eukaryota, Fungi, Ascomycota, Pezizomycetes, Pezizales, Morchellaceae. Gene Ontology annotation, cellular component: nucleus. The transcript has 5 exons. The coding region runs from base 1 to 1698 and encodes 565 amino acids. Gene Ontology annotation, molecular function: catalytic activity; DNA binding. The record is from RefSeq and is a predicted model, not a curated record. Gene Ontology annotation, biological process: DNA repair.